ACAGUAACAUGUGUCUGCGUGGACAGUAAACGACCCUUUAGUGGGUUUUCUUCUUUCAAUAAUCUGUUGGAGGUGGAAGAUAUUAGCUGGAGCUGCUGGGCCGAGCUGCCACUAAACCCCGAGCCCAGUCACUUGGGCCUGAGCUGGAGUAAUUAUCCUCCCUCGAACGACGUCGUCAAGGAAGAAACGGAGGAGCAGUCGGUUGUCGCUUCAGUUCCGUCGUCAUUGGAUCACAAUACGAGAAGCAGCAGCGACAACGGCCAGCACAAAACGGCGCCGUUUCAGAAGAAGGAGAGGAAAAUGCUGUACAGGAGGGUGAGGAGGCGGCCGUGGGGGAAAUACGCGGCGGAGAUAAGGGACCCCACCAAGAAGGGCGCCAGGUUGUGGCUCGGGACCUACGACGCUCCCGAGGGAGCCGCGCUGGCUUACGAUCGAGCCGCUUACCGGAUCCGCGGCUCCAAGGCCAAGCUCAAUUUCCCGCACCUGGUUGGGACCAAUGGGUGGGACGACCUGGGUCGAGUGGUGAUGAGCAGCUCUAAUAAGCCGCGACGACGGGGGGCGCCGGUUUCGGGCGUAGAAACGGCGCCGUAUUUGGAGGUCGAAUGUUCGAGGAAGCGGAUGGGGAGCCAAGGCCAAGGACGGUCGUCGGGAAAGAGUAGGACGAUUGAGUUCGGCGGAGGGAGUGACGACGGAGAUUUCUCGGUUUUGAUGAUGGGCUCCUGGACGGUCAACAGCCACACUUUCGUUGAUUAA
This is a messenger RNA of Linum tenue, 753 nucleotides long. NCBI's taxonomy places the organism in Eukaryota, Viridiplantae, Streptophyta, Magnoliopsida, Malpighiales, Linaceae. The record is from the annotation of a GenBank genome assembly.